AUGCAUUCCAUGGUUUCAACAUUGAGGUUAACAUUGGUGAGGAGGAUGGAGAAAGAGGGAUGCCUUGUUUGGUGGCUAGUGUUGGCUCUUCAGUUCUUUAUCCUGCAGCUUGCAGCUUGUACUCAACAUGGAAGACUUCCUCUGAAUGAUAUAGAGAACGAGUUUCAGCCUAUUGGUGGGGAGCCCGCUCCAGGGGUCGAUUUGCAAAUACUAGAUCACCAAGUAGUGAUGUCAAAUGGCUUAGUCAGCGUCACUUUCUCACGUCCCCGGGGUGAGAUCACAGGGAUAGAAUUCAAUGGUAUUGACAACUUACUUGAAACUUCAAAUGGGAAAGCAGACAGAGGAAAAUAG
Thlaspi arvense is the source of this 351-nucleotide messenger RNA. NCBI's taxonomy places the organism in Eukaryota, Viridiplantae, Streptophyta, Magnoliopsida, Brassicales, Brassicaceae. The record is from the annotation of a GenBank genome assembly.